AUGUUACCAUGGCUGGACACUCCGGUACUUUUGCAUUCGUCGCGCAUGAACAUGUGCAAGCUCACUCCCGCCCAAUGUGAAUAUAAAUCUGGCCAUUGGAGAUCCUGGUAUGUCGCGGACUGGGUCUAUGGGCAUGCAACUUUGUAUUUCAUGUGCGCGAUCAUCGGUGUCUUUGCAAUCCCCCACAUCCUCACCAGAAUAUGGAGGGCGGCGAAGAGAGAAAGUCCUCUGAAGAGCAAUAAGAUAUGGCAACGAGCUUUGGCUAGCACUCGGUUUCUGGGAUACAGGACAUUCUACCUUCGAGGGUUAAAUUGGUACUCUCCUGCUGUUGGUGUCAUGUUAUUAGGCCUGGCAGGGUUCGUUUACUUCAUGUCUUUGACUCUUGGGCCUAAGCCUUACUACUGGCCAAAGGAGCCAUCAUACGGAGACUCACCACCUAUUGCGACCAGAUCAGGUUGGAUGGCUCUGGCAUUACUUCCAUUCGUGAUGAUCCUUUCAUCCAAAGUCAACUGGAUCACCGUCCUCACCGGCAUCUCCCACGAGAAACUCCAAGUAUUCCACCGCUGGGCAUCCUGGACCAUGUUCGUGCUCGCCCUCGUCCACACGUUCCCUUUCAUUGUAGUGCACAUGCAAAAACACGAUAUAAUGCUACAAUGGCGCACAAGCGUAGCCUAUUGGACUGGAGUUGCAGCACUUAUCCCGCAAGCAUGGCUCAACAUAAUGUCCAUCGGACCGAUCCGCAACCGCUUCUACGAGUCUUUCAAAGCAACACACUACCUCGCAAUUAUCUUCUUCGUCUUCUUCUUAUUCAUCCACUGCGACUUUACUCUCUCAUCCUGGGAUUACUUCAUCGCGACCCUAGCCUUGUAUCUCCCGACACUGGUUUACGGAGUUGCACGCACAGUUACUCAUACAAACCCUCCACACACUGCAUCUCUUACGCUCUUGCAGGAUGGAACUUUGCAAAUCACCAUUGCGUCUCCCAUCAUCUGGUCACCGGGCCAGCAUGUAUUCCUUCGCUUCUGGUCCCUGGGCAUACACACUCUGAGCACACACCCCUUCACUAUCUGCUCAUUACCCGAUAGUGGGAGGAUGGAAUUCUACGUAAAGCCAGCUGGGGGCUUCACUGCACGAAUGGCGAAGUUAGCUGGAACCCAGGAACGGAUACCCGUUAGCAUUGACGGCCCAUACGGCGACAGCCUGACGGCGCAAAAUCUCAGCGAGAAGGACGCAGUUGUGUUGAUUGCUGGUGGAAGCGGAGCGGGGUAUUUAAUUCCUCUCCUAGAGACUCUGGUACGCGAUCCAAGGACAGGGGGCAAUGUUAAAGUCAUAAUCGCCGUUCGGCAUAGACAGAGCGUGGACUGGUUAUUCAACGCCAUGGAAGGGGUCUUGUCAUUUCAAAAAGAAAGCAAUAAUACAAAAGUAUCAGUCUCUCUUCAAAUCACAGACGACACGCCGCUCCCUACCCCUCAAGGACCAAUCCAGGACACUGUCUCUUCUUCCUCCUUAGACGCCAUCCAAGCCUCGCCAACCGACCUCGAGAAGAACAACGCGAUGAGCACAGAAACGACUGCAUAUCCGGCUAAGUUUUCGAACCAAAACGGUGUUGCUGUUGCUGUUAUCGAAGGCAGAGGACGCCCGGAUCUGAAAGCGUUGAUUCAGGCUUUUACAACUGAAGGGAGGAGCGUGGGCAUUGCUGCAUGUGGACCGGCGGGCAUGAUGCUCGAUGUGCGGAAUGCGUGUGCGGAGGCGCAGAGGGGUAUUAUUGCUGGGGAGAGGGUUGGAGAGGUGUGGUUGCACACGGAGAGUUUCUCUUGGUAG
This is a messenger RNA of Lachnellula hyalina, 1821 nucleotides long. Its product is annotated as Ferric/cupric reductase transmembrane component. Gene Ontology annotation, biological process: copper ion import; intracellular iron ion homeostasis; iron ion transport. Gene Ontology annotation, cellular component: plasma membrane. Gene Ontology annotation, molecular function: ferric-chelate reductase activity. The record is from RefSeq and is a predicted model, not a curated record. The transcript is spliced from 4 exons. The coding region runs from base 1 to 1821 and encodes 606 amino acids. NCBI's taxonomy places the organism in Eukaryota, Fungi, Ascomycota, Leotiomycetes, Helotiales, Lachnaceae.